Phoenix dactylifera (date palm) is the source of this 1057-nucleotide messenger RNA. Its product is annotated as large ribosomal subunit protein eL19y. The record is from RefSeq and is a predicted model, not a curated record. Lineage: Eukaryota; Viridiplantae; Streptophyta; Magnoliopsida; Arecales; Arecaceae. Gene Ontology annotation, molecular function: structural constituent of ribosome; RNA binding. Gene Ontology annotation, cellular component: ribosome; cytosolic large ribosomal subunit. Gene Ontology annotation, biological process: translation.
CCCUAGCGCACCGUCCCCCGCGUAUAAAACCCCCACUCCAUCGCCGCAUUUCCCCAAUCCCUCCUCUCCUCAGAGGUAACACAGCAAGAGACAGGAGAGCGAUGGUGUCGCUCAAACUCCAAAAGCGGCUCGCCUCCAGCGUUCUCAAGUGCGGGCGAGGGAAAGUUUGGUUGGAUCCCAAUGAAGUCAACGAAAUCUCCAUGGCCAAUUCUCGCCAAAAUAUUAGAAAGUUGGUCAAGGAUGGAUUCAUUAUCAGGAAGCCCAUGAAGAUCCACUCUCGAUCUCGUGCACGGCGAGCUUUGGAGGCCAAGAGGAAGGGACGCCACUCUGGAUAUGGUAAGCGCAGGGGUACUAGGGAGGCUAGGCUUCCUACCAAGAUUCUGUGGAUGAGGAGAAUGCGAGUUUUGAGGCGUUUGCUUCGGAAGUAUCGGGAAUCAAAGAAGAUUGACAAGCACAUGUAUCAUGACAUGUAUAUGAAAGUGAAAGGUAAUGUCUUCAAGAACAAGAGGGUGCUUAUGGAGAGUAUUCACAAGUCCAAGGCUGAGAAGGCAAGAGAGAAGACUUUGUCUGACCAGUUUGAAGCCAAACGGGCCAAGAGUAAGGCAAGCAGAGAGAGGAAGUUUGCUAGGAGAGAGGAGCGCUUGGCUCAGGGUCCAGUUGAGCGAGCACCAGUAGCAGCACCAGUCUCUCAACCUGCAGAGGCACCUAAGAAAGCAAAGAAGUGAAGCUCAACUUCAACAGGUUAUAUGGUCUCAUAUGUAGUAUCAUCUAGAGAGGAGUUAUCUGAAGUCUGAGCUAAUGUCAAUUUUCUGUUCAUGAGAAAUCAAGUGUCUCGGGAUGCUUAAAAAUAUUACAAGACUUAUUUGUAGUUUAUUUCAAGUUUUUGUGUUUAGCAGUUCUGUUUAGUAUUUGAUCAUUACAGCCAUUUGGUUGUUUGUUUGAUGACCAUAUGUUGAUAUGAAUUUUUGGUUUCAAGUCACUUAUCAGAAUACUUUAUUUGCCUUGAAAUCAAAAUGUUUGUCAAUAUAGCUGCUCAGCGUUGAUAUGCAUAUUUUCU